GAGAACUGUUAUUGAGGAGAGAUCCAUUUGUUGGGAUGUAAUUUAAAAAGGAAUGAAUCAAGAUAAAAACUCUAAAUGCAAGCACCAGAAAAAUUACAAUACAUCUUGGUGAAUUUGCAAGUUGGAUCGUCUUUCCUUGUGGGUUGGCACGCAGUUGUAGGACUGCAAAAUGGGUCUCCGGAUUCACUUUGUUGUUGACCCGCAUGGUUGGUGCUGCAUGGGUUUGAUUGUCUUUGUCUGGUUAUACAAUAUUGUUUUAAUUCCCAAAAUUGUCCUCUUUCCUCACUAUGAAGAAGGACAUAUUCCAGGCAUAUUAAUAAUAAUAUUCUAUGGCAUUGCCAUAUUUUGUCUGGUUGCUUUAGUGAGGGCCUCAUUUACUGAUCCUGGAAGACUCCCUGAGAACCCUAAGAUUCCACAUGGAGAACGGGAGUUCUGGGAAUUAUGUAACAAAUGUAAUUUGAUGAGACCAAAGCGUUCCCAUCACUGUAGCCGCUGCGGCCACUGUGUUAGGAGAAUGGAUCAUCACUGUCCAUGGAUUAACAAUUGUGUUGGUGAAGAUAAUCAUUGGCUUUUUCUGCAGUUGUGUUUCUACACGGAACUUCUUACUUCCUACGCUCUGAUGUUUUCUUUCUGCCACUAUUAUUACUUUCUUCCAGUAAAAAAGCAUAACUUGGACCUCUUUGUUUUUAGACAUGAAUUGGCCAUAAUGAGACUAGCUGCCUUUAUGGGCAUUACUAUGUUAGUUGGGAUAACGGGACUUUUUUAUACUCAACUAAUUGGCAUCAUCACAGAUACAACAUCUAUUGAAAAGAUGUCUAACUGUUGUGAAGAAAUAUCGAGGCCCCGAAAGCCAUGGCAGCAGACCUUCUCAGAAGUUUUUGGCACUCGUUGGAAGAUCCUGUGGUUUAUUCCUUUCAGGCAGAGGCAACCACUGCGAGUUCCCUACCACUUUGCCAAUCACGUCUAAACAGAUGGAUGGUGGGCACAGAUGGGUCCUCCAUGCUGGAAAUGCGUUACAGGUUUUCUGAUAAUAGAACUAUGACAGUCUUCAAGUGAAUUAAAAUCCACCCACCAAUCUUAGGCAUCAUAAUGUGCCCCAGGCUUUAUUUUAAUAGUGAUCUUGAUCCUGUUGUGGGACUAAUACGAGAUCUAUAUUUAAGUUUUAAAGCAUGUUUACUUUCAAAUUAGCUUUCCACGGGGAUUUCUUUAAAUGCUUUUGUGAUUAGACCCCAAAGGCAGUGAUUGAGAUGAAAUAAUUGUACAUAAUUUUUUUUAGUACUGACAAUGUUACGAUUUUAGUUCAUGGGAAAUUUCAGAUGUUUAUUUAAAUUGUUCACUCUUAAGCAGUACUAACCAAAUCUGAAUUUCAUUCUUUGGGUUUACAAAAGUUGAUACACCUUAUAUUAUAUGUAAGUUUUAUUUUUCAAAUACAUCAUAAUUUAAAUAGCAAUACUGCCUUUUAUAUGAGCUGCAGGGUUUUUUUUUAAUGCAGCAUAAAUUGAACAACAAUGAAAAACCAAAAAAAAA
Molecule: messenger RNA, 1527 nt
Organism: Enhydra lutris kenyoni (northern sea otter)
Lineage: Eukaryota; Metazoa; Chordata; Mammalia; Carnivora; Mustelidae
Gene: ZDHHC21
Product: zinc finger DHHC-type containing 21
Exons: 8
Coding region: 170-967 (265 amino acids)
Biological process (GO): peptidyl-L-cysteine S-palmitoylation; protein targeting to membrane
Cellular component (GO): Golgi apparatus; endoplasmic reticulum
Molecular function (GO): protein-cysteine S-palmitoyltransferase activity
Source: RefSeq, a predicted model, not a curated record